Molecule: messenger RNA, 1037 nt
Organism: Cebus imitator (Panamanian white-faced capuchin)
Lineage: Eukaryota; Metazoa; Chordata; Mammalia; Primates; Cebidae
Product: potassium channel subfamily K member 9-like
Biological process (GO): stabilization of membrane potential; potassium ion transmembrane transport
Cellular component (GO): membrane
Molecular function (GO): potassium ion leak channel activity
Source: RefSeq, a predicted model, not a curated record
AUGAGGAGAAGUGAGGUGCUGGCGGAGGAGUCCGUAGUAUGUCUGCAGAAAGCCCUAAAUCACCUUUGGGAAAUAUGGGAGCUAAUUGGGAUUCCAGAGGACCAGCGGUUACAAAGAACUGAGGUGGUAAAGAAUCAUAUCAAGGAACUCUUGGAUAUGAUGAUUGCUGAAGAGGAAAGCCUGAAGGAAAGAUUCAUCAAAGGCAUAUCCGUCUGUCAAAAAGAGCUGAACUCUCUGUGCACCGAGUUGCAUGUCGAGUCAUUUCAGGAAGAAGGAGAGACUACCAUCUUACAACUAGAGGAAGAUUUGCGCACGCAGGUGGAAUUGAUGCGAAAACAGAAAAAGGAGAGAAAACAGGGACUGAAGCUGCUUGAAGAGCCAGAUCAAGGACUGGCAGGAAAUACCCCAUGCCGGCAGGCAUGGAGCCAGCAAGGAGGAACCAGACUUCAGCGGCAGCAUCCUGAGUGCUUCUUCCACGCCUACUACUAUUGCUUCAUCACGUUGACUACCAUUGGGUUCGGGGACUACGUGGCCCUGCAAACCAAGGGCGCCCUGCAGAAGAAGCUGCUCUACGUGGCCUUUAGCUUUAUGUAUAUCCUGGUGGGGCUGACGGUCAUCGGGGCCUUCCUCAACCUGGCCGUCCUCAGGUUCUUGACUAUGAACACUGAGGAUGAGCAGGAUGCCGAGGAGAGGGCGUCCCUCGCUGGAAACCAAAACAGCAUGGUCAUUCACAUCUCUGAGGAGCCGCGGCCCAGCCGGCCCAGGUACAAGGCGGACAUCGGGGACCUGCAGCCUGUGUGCUCCUGCACCUGCUACCGCUCGCAGGACUAUGGCGGCUGCUCAGCGGCUCCGCAGAACUCCUUCAGCACCAAGCUUGCCCCCCACUACUUCCACUCCAUCUCUUACAAGAUCGAGGAGAUCUCACCAAGCAUCAAAAACAGCCUCUUCCCAUUUCCUAUUAGCUCCAUCUCUCCUGGGUUACACAGCUUUACCGACCACCAGUGGCUGAUGAGACGCCGGAAGUCUGUCUAGGUGUG